This is a messenger RNA of Lactuca virosa, 630 nucleotides long. NCBI's taxonomy places the organism in Eukaryota, Viridiplantae, Streptophyta, Magnoliopsida, Asterales, Asteraceae. The record is from the annotation of a GenBank genome assembly.
CUGAAAUCCGAAGCCUCAUUCAUUCGUUCACUCUUUCGUCGACGUUAUCAGAAUUCAGAAGAUGGAGGGAGCCGGAAAAACUAAGAAAGGUGCCGGAGGAAGGAAGGGAGGUGGCCCAAGGAAGAAGGCGGUUACCCGCUCUGUAAAGGCCGGACUGCAGUUUCCCGUCGGUAGAAUUGGGCGUUUUCUGAAGAAAGGACGUUAUGCGCAGCGUGUUGGAAGCGGUGCUCCAGUUUACCUCGCCGCUGUGCUUGAAUACCUUGCUGCUGAAGUGCUAGAGUUAGCUGGAAAUGCGGCUAGGGACAACAAGAAAACCAGAAUCAUCCCAAGACAUCUUCUGUUGGCCAUUAGAAACGAUGAAGAGCUUGGAAAAUUACUGGGUGGAGUUACGAUUGCUCAUGGUGGAGUUCUUCCAAACAUCAAUCCUAUUUUGUUGCCGAAGAAGACUGCUGCUAAGGAGCCAUCAACUCCUUCUAAAGCUGCUAAAUCUCCAAAGAAAGCUAAGAAGGCUGAAUAGAUUAAGCUGUUUGAAUUUUAUCCUUUUGUGAAAAAUAUAGGGAUGGGGAGAAUUGUAUUUCGAUGAUGUAUUUUACCAGAAUGCAUAAUGUUAAACCCUUGCUUCUUACGAUC